Messenger RNA from Dermacentor silvarum, 974 nucleotides. RefSeq lists its product as uncharacterized. The transcript has 4 exons. The record is from RefSeq and is a predicted model, not a curated record. NCBI's taxonomy places the organism in Eukaryota, Metazoa, Arthropoda, Arachnida, Ixodida, Ixodidae. Bases 136 to 963 code for a protein of 275 amino acids.
CGAACUUUCUGUUCUUUAUGCCGCAUAUCAUCUAUACAACACCUUCGGGUACCAGGAUUCACGAAACAAUAAAAUUACAUAGGUAGAGUAAUAUUGCCUCAAUACUUCGCAGCCUCAUCUCAUGUGCCCACUAGGAUGUCGCAGAGAACCUUGGUGGCUGUGUGGCUUCUCUGCCUCAUCGUGCUACGCACGAGUUUCAUCGGCCAGACGAAGGCCUCGCUGGUUGUGCGCGCCGACGUUCGGACCAUCGAGGGCAUGGAGGACCUCGCCAGGGAUCCUAAAAUCACGCCUAUAGUUGUGCCGGGCUCUGGAUUCCUGUGGCUGCUUGAGACAUCGGAAACGGAUGUCUUCAAGAAAGUCCUCGAGAAGAUCAGAAGCCGGAAAGCUGUUUUCAAACGGCAUGAUUUGUUCAGUGUACCAAUUCUCAAGCGAAUUUUAAAGGCGAAGGCAGCCAUGAUCUUCACUCAACAACCCAUCGCGGGAGAGAUGAAAGAACGCUGCAGCAAACUGGGGGACAUGGACGGCGAGUUCUACUACGCGCCGAAGUUGGUGGCGCAGCUGCCGAUGACCUUGUUCAUGAGGAAGGAACUGGACAAACAACUUCGCGCCAGCAUCGGAGAAAUGAUUGAGCUGUUCAUCGAGCGGGGGUUGGUUCACAAGCUGUUUCGCGACAGCGGCCACGAGGAGACGCCGUGCCUCCGCGAGUCGGCGCUCAGCCAGCAGGUCAACACUGACCGAAGCCAGAUGGACGGUCUGCGUGGAAUAUUCUUCACCUGGCUCACGGGACUCGCUCUGGCUGCGCUAGUCCUGGUCGCCGAGCAAUCGCACCACCGCUGUCACAAGGCCACUUCCUCCUCACGGCCCAAAGUACUCCGUGACAGACCAGCGCGUCUGCGUCGGCGUGGAUUUCGCCCAAUCGUGCUGCCGUCUAAUGCGUCACUCGUCCCAGUAUUUCCUAAGUGACAAGUAACGUG